AUGACGACUUUCAAUCUGUGCAUUCUACUAAGCCUGGCAGUCACAGUUUACUGCAUACCAAUCCCACAGGUUACUGUGGAGGAUGAACGUCUUGCAGAGAGCUACCUGAAGAACUUCUUCAACCUAACAGAGGAGACUGGCCCGACUUUCAGACGUGCGAUCAACCCGAUGACCAGGAAGCUGAGCGAGAUGCAGAGAUUCUUCGGUCUCCAGAUCACCGGGACGCUGGAUGCUGACACCUUGGCAAUGAUGAAGAAGCCGCGCUGUGGUGUUCCAGAUGCCAACAUUGCCCAUUUCUCCACGUUUGGAAAUAACCUCAAGUGGGACAAAAACAGCCUCACCUACAGGAUAGAGAACUACUCACCUGACAUGACUGCAGCAGAGAUAGAUGACUCCAUAGACAAAGCGCUGCAGGUCUGGGCCAAAGUCACUCCUCUGAGAUUCACAAGGAUCUACAGCGGCACUGCUGACAUCAUGAUCUCCUUUGGCAGCCGAUCACAUGGUGAUUAUUACCCCUUUGAUGGCCCUGACGGCACUCUCGCCCAUGCCUUCGCCCCCGCCCCUGGCAUCGGAGGAGAUGCUCAUUUUGACGAAGACGAGACCUUCACUUUCCGCUCAAACACCGGCUACGUCCUCUUCAUGGUGGCCGCCCAUGAGUUUGGCCACUCUCUUGGCUUGUCUCACUCUGAUGAUCCUGGUGCUCUCAUGUACCCUGUGUACACAUACAGAGACCCAGACACCUUUGUUCUGCCCCGGGAUGAUGUCAACGGCAUCCAGUCUCUCUAUGGUCCAAACCCCAGCACUGAUCCUGUUCAGCCUGGACCUGAGCCCCCCACCACCCCUGACGCCUGUGAUUCGACCAUGGUCUUGGACGCUGUCGCAACCCUGCGAGGAGAAAUGCUCUUCUUCAAGGACAGCUUCUUCUGGCGUAGCUACCCUCAAAGCAAUACACCUCAGCAGAGUCUCAUCACAAACUUCUGGCCCAAUGCCCCCAUCAAUAUCGACGCUGCUUAUGAAAGCCAACAGUUAGACAACGUAUUGCUCUUUAAAGAUCGCAGAGUGUGGGCUUUCAGUGGCUAUGAUCUUGUACAUGGCUAUCCUAAAUCAAUUUCCAGCUUUGGUCUGCCCAAAAGCGUAAAGAAAAUCGAUGCCGCCUUCUAUGAUGUGGAAUCUAGAAAGACUCUGUUCUUUGUGGGCAGCAGCUACUACAGCUAUGAUGAGGCCAAAAAGACCAUGGACCAGGGGUUCCCCAAGAGGCUGGAUGAGACCUUCUCCGGCCUGACCAGCAAGGUGACUGCAGCUUUCCAGUACAGAGGUUUCACGUACAUCUACAGUGGAUCCUACAUGUUUGAGUACAGCCUGGCGACCAAGAGGCUGUACCGCGUGCUGAGGAACAGCUAUUUCCUGCGCUGCACUAACUAUUAGACCAGUUUACCAGCUAAGCUGCUUCUGCAGCCACUCACAGUGAUAAUGAAGGCAUAAUAAUUGAUAAUAUAUAAUGAAAUUGUUAUACUUAGGGGUAUAUACUGGAUGUAUGCCUUUCUUGAGCACCUUAUGUUUUUUCUGAGAUAUUUUUUUAUUUUUGUGAUGUCAGCCAUUGCUAUGUUAAGUUAAUUUAACUCUAUUUUAUCUUAUUUAAUUUAUGUUAUAUUUGUUGUUUCAUUAUUGCUUUUGAAUGUUCAUAUUGUGUUUAAUGAAGCUGAACUGUGGAACAUGCUAAGUAAAUUCAUUUGAACAUUGUUACAAUUCCACAUGUCGACACAGAUAAGCACACCACUGUGACAAAACAUAAGAAUAUCUAUGCAAAGUAUUAAAAAUGCCUAAAUAACUUAGA
Messenger RNA from Chelmon rostratus (copperband butterflyfish), 1834 nucleotides. RefSeq names its product matrix metallopeptidase 13a (gene mmp13a.1). The transcript has 10 exons. The record is from RefSeq and is a predicted model, not a curated record. Gene Ontology annotation, biological process: collagen catabolic process; proteolysis; extracellular matrix organization. Gene Ontology annotation, cellular component: extracellular matrix. Gene Ontology annotation, molecular function: metalloendopeptidase activity; zinc ion binding. The coding region runs from base 1 to 1425 and encodes 474 amino acids. Lineage: Eukaryota; Metazoa; Chordata; Actinopteri; Chaetodontiformes; Chaetodontidae.